Mangifera indica (mango) is the source of this 2504-nucleotide messenger RNA. RefSeq names its product inactive protein kinase SELMODRAFT_444075-like. Bases 225 to 2489 code for a protein of 754 amino acids. Gene Ontology annotation, biological process: protein phosphorylation. Gene Ontology annotation, molecular function: ATP binding; protein kinase activity. The transcript is spliced from 9 exons. The record is from RefSeq and is a predicted model, not a curated record. NCBI's taxonomy places the organism in Eukaryota, Viridiplantae, Streptophyta, Magnoliopsida, Sapindales, Anacardiaceae.
CUAGUUUUGAUAAGGUCUCGCCGUGAAUUAUGGGAUAAUGAUUAGGCCACAAUUUCCUGGACCCUGGAUUAGUUAACCAGAGUUAACUAACUAACCAUGGUUCCCAUUUCCAAUUUUUUUUCGCCUUCAUUUUAUCCCGCUAAACGAUCACGCCCGUCUUAACAAACCUAAACGCCAACGACUCAAAGCCAUUCCCAUUAACUCUUCAGAAGUUGACACUCCUAAUGCUUCCGGAAAGAACGGACUCCAGCUUGAGUGAGCGUUCCACCGUUGAGGUGACGGAGAGAGUGUUAGUGGCCGUUAGAGCAGAAAAAGUGAUCUCCAAGACUGCAUUAGCAUGGGCUCUCACUCACGUUGUUCGUCCAGGGGACGGUAUUACUUUGCUUGCCCUUUUUCCACCCAAAAAAUCAGGUAGGAGAUUCUGGAGGUUUCCCAGGCUGAAUGGCGAUUGUAAAAGCAGUCAUGCGGAAAAUUUGCCGGAUCGGAUUUGUGAAAUCUCCGAGUCUUGUUCACAAAUGGUACUUAAGCUUCAUAACCAAAUUGAGGUUCGAGUGAGGAUUAAGGUGGUAUCAGGUGCAUCUGGAGGUGCAGUGGCGACUGAGGCAAGGAACAAUGGAGCCAACUGGGUCGUACUGGACAAAAAACUAAAGCAAGAGCUGAAACACUGCUUGGAGGAACUUCAUUGCAACAUUGUUGUAAUGAAAAAUUCUCUAGCCAAAGUCCUUAGGCUUAAUUUACAAGUCUCAAAUGAUGACCAAACUCCAUAUCUCUCUGCUGCUGCUUCACCAAUUGAGCAAACUGGAAAGUUACCAGCGGAAUGCUUGAAGAAUUCCACUCCCGUAAGCAGUCCUGAAAGGCCAAUCUCUUCUUCCUCGAGAACCGAUAAACAAGGAUCAUUAACAAGUUCUGAUACAAUGACAUCACUUUUCCUAGUCUAUGAACAAAAUCCUCUUUUUGAAGGAAUGAACAGAGGAUAUUACACUCCUAUAGAUGAUCAAAGCCACUUGGAUGACCAACUUAUGGCUCUAGACUCCCCGGAAAAAAGGCUAACAACUCUGUCAACAAAAUCAACACCAUCAGAGGCUACUAACUACAAGAGUGUAUUUUGGAUUCCCCAAAGCCACAUUGUUGAUAAGAAGCUAUCGAAACCUCAAAACUAUAGAGAUACUCACAAAAGUAGACGUCCAACUUCCAGAUCCCUGCUUGAUGAAUUUAUUCAGUAUGAUCAAGAUACAAAGGCUGGUAGACUAGAAUACAAUCAAGGCCAAGGAAUAAAUCCAAGUUCAACGAUCAGGGAUGCAGUCCCUUUUGGUAGAACAUCCUCAAUACCUCCACCAUUAUGCUCCCUAUGUCAACACAAGGCACCAAUAUUUGGAAAACCACCAAGACGCUUUUCCUAUGAGGAGCUCGAGGAAGCUACAGAUAGUUUUUCAAGCGUGAAUUUCUUGGCAGAAGGUGGUUUUGGAGUUGUUUACAGGGGAGUUUUGAGAGAUGGCCAAGUGGUUGCAGUGAAGUUGUUAAAGUUUGGGGGUUCACAGGCUGAUGCUGACUUCUGCAGAGAAGUGAGAGUUUUAAGCUGUGCUCAACAUAGGAAUGUUGUACUGCUGAUUGGGUUUUGUACUGACGGCAAGAGGAGAGUCUUAGUUUAUGAGUACAUAUGCAAUGGCUCCUUGGACUUCCAUUUACAUGGGAAUAAAAGAGCCACAUUAGAUUGGCAAUCUCGACUAAAGAUAGCAAUUGGAGCAGCAAGAGGGUUACGAUAUCUUCACGAAGAUUGUAGAGUUGGUUGUAUAGUGCACAGAGACAUGAGGCCUAAUAACAUCCUCCUUACUCACGAUUUUGAACCUCAGGUAGCUGAUUUUGGACUUGCUAGGUGGCAUUCUGAAUUGUGUAUAAAUACAGAGGAACGAGUCAUUGGAACAUCAGGUUAUCUUGCACCAGAAUAUGCUGAUGGUGGAGGAAUUACACAAAAGUUUGAUGUGUACGCAUUUGGAUUGGUAUUAGUGGAGCUAAUAACAGGUCAAAGAACCAGUAAGCUGCAAUGUUAUAAGGGGCAGCAUGUGCUGUCUGACUGGUUCCACCCUCAGGUCGCAUUAGAACCAGGCCUUACCCUAGAAAAGAUAUAUUAUCUGAUUGACCCAUAUCUGGCUUCUAAUCAAGCCCAGAGCUUCACCCAUCAACUACAGGCUAUGGCUCGCGCUGCCUUUUUGUGUUUAUGUCCGGAUCCAGAAUCCAGACCCCCAAUGUCAAAGGUCCUUAGAAUUCUUGAAGGAGGAGAUACAGUGGUCCCACUGGCUUUGGACUUGAACUCUGUCGGCAACAGAAGUGGUCACUUGCCUGGCCUGAGCUCAAGCAUGCAACAUGAAGGAAGGAGAACCCACUGUCGUAUGCUUUCACAUGUCACAGGUACAUCUGCAGAAUCAGUUCACCUUCUUCAUAAUGUGUGUCAAAUCAGGGAACCAUUGUGUAAAAUUACUAAAGAAAUAUGAGAUUAUUCUUGUAUA